Musa acuminata AAA Group (dessert banana) is the source of this 888-nucleotide messenger RNA. Its product is annotated as sec-independent protein translocase protein TATA, chloroplastic-like. Gene Ontology annotation, cellular component: membrane. The transcript has 3 exons. Lineage: Eukaryota; Viridiplantae; Streptophyta; Magnoliopsida; Zingiberales; Musaceae. Gene Ontology annotation, biological process: protein transport by the Tat complex. Bases 54 to 506 code for a protein of 150 amino acids. The record is from RefSeq and is a predicted model, not a curated record.
AGAAAUAAAUAAAAGGAAAAAAAGAAAAAAAUCGAUCGCGCGUGGCGGGAGAGAUGGUGGCGAUGGCCUUUGCUGCUUCGCCGGCCGCUCUAAUGACGACGUCCUCCUCGCCUCGGCUGCUGUCGAAGCGCUCCUCUCUCGCAUCAUCCGAGUCCCUCUUCGUCGUUGCCGCCGCCCACCGCACCCGCGCCCUCCAGAGGAGGCUGCGACCCGGGAGGAGCGGCGGCCUCGGGUGCCGCUGCUUGUUCGGCCUCGGGGUGCCGGAGCUCGUCGUGAUCGCCGGGGUCGCCGCGCUCGUCUUUGGCCCGAAGAAUCUCCCAGAGAUUGGCCGGAGCAUCGGCAAGACCGUCAAGAGCUUCCAACAGGCUGCAAAAGAAUUUGAAACCGAGUUAAAGAAGGAUCCAGAAGAUUCAAGUAAAUCUCCUCCAGCUGAAAGCCCUAAAGCAGUUAGCAGUGAAGAUGAAAAGAAGGAACUUGAAACAUCAGGCACAACAGACAGCUCAUGAUCGACUGUUGACAAGGAGGAGAUGAACAUCCUACAGACACCAAAUCAAGAAGACAAAGCAUGUCAGCCAAGUUCAAGGAGAAGGAGAUGAGAUCUAACAGGAGCAGAUCAGAUGCUUACUCCCAGGGAACAUCACCGACCAACAUCAAGUCUCCAUCUUUGUCCUCAUAGGUGAUGGCAGAUUCAGAUCCACUGCUGCAGCCUUCUUUCCUUGAGACCUCUCCUGCAAGAAAUGAAGGGAGAUCUGCAUCAUUCCCAUGGCCAUGCUUGUUCUUGAUGUUGCUGUUGUUGAGGAUGAGUUCCCUCACCUUGAGUGAAGCACUUGAACAUGUUGUCGAUGGCCUCCCUUAGCUCCUUGUAACCCUUGUAAACCUUGAGGUCAA